Talaromyces stipitatus ATCC 10500 is the source of this 2311-nucleotide messenger RNA. Its product is annotated as MFS drug transporter, putative. Gene Ontology annotation, molecular function: transmembrane transporter activity. Gene Ontology annotation, biological process: transmembrane transport. The transcript is spliced from 5 exons. Lineage: Eukaryota; Fungi; Ascomycota; Eurotiomycetes; Eurotiales; Trichocomaceae. The record is from RefSeq and is a predicted model, not a curated record. Bases 44 to 1867 code for a protein of 607 amino acids.
UUCGAAGUGACUGCACAGAGAGACCGCCACACAAGAUAGCAAAAUGUCAGAGAAACUUGAUCCGAACGUGAACCGGGCCCGGGAAGACGAACGGGCUUCGGGGACGACACUGGAAGCUCACGACGAAAGCUCCGUCGAUGUCACUCCACCAACCGAAGUAGAGAAGACGAGAACGCACGACGUCUCUGCUGCUGGAGAUCCCAAUGCCGUGCCUGAAGAGAACGCGGUCACCCAGACGGUUACGUCUCAGUCACAGAGAAUGACCAAGAGUAAAACUAUCAUCAUUAUGGGUGCAUUAUGCUUAUCGGUUUUCUUAGCCGCUCUCGACCAGACCAUUGUCUCAACAGCCCUUCCAGUUAUGGCAGCUCACUUCCAUGCCUCUCAAAGUGGUUAUUCCUGGAUGGCGUCUUCAUAUAUGCUGGCCAAUGCAUCCUGUGUUCCUUUCUGGGGAAAACUUAGUGACAUCUUUGGUCGGAAACCUAUCAUCAUUCUGGCUAACGUUGUUUUCUUGGUGGGUAGUCUUAUCUGUGCCUUAUCUGAUAAUUUAGCUAUGAAUAUUGCUGGUCGAGCUAUUCAAGGUGCUGGUGGUGGCGGAAUUAUCGUGUUGGCCAACAUUACCGUUUCGGAUCUAGUCAGUGUUAGAGAACGGCCUAUGUAUUACGGUCUUUUUGGCGUGACUUGGGCACUGGCCGGAGCUCUUGGCCCUAUUAUUGGUGGCGCUUUGACAACUAAGGUUACCUGGCGGUGGUGUUUCUACUUGAAUUUACCCGUCGGUGGCCUCUCUCUAACUAUCCUAACCUUCUUCCUCCAUGUCCACACACCAAAGACUCGCAUUCUGGAUGGCCUAGCAGCAAUCGACUGGCUGGGUGUCCUGACUUGUAUCGGAGCUACACUUAUGUUCCUCUUCGGACUGGAAUUUGGCGGACUCAAUUAUCCCUGGAACUCAGCCACGACUAUCUGCUUGAUUGUAUUCGGUGUCCUGACUUACGGCGUAUUCCUCUUGAUCGAAUGGAAGGUCGCCAAGUACCCUAUUAUUCCCAUACGCCUAUUCAAGAAUAGUCACAAUCUAGCAGUAUUUGGCUCAUGUUUCUGUCACGCAGCCGUAUUCAUAUCCGGCGCUUAUUAUUUACCACUCUACUUCCAAUCCGUUCUUCUAGCGUCUCCGAUUCUUUCUGGUGUCUACACGCUCCCGCAAGUACUCUCACUAUCACUUACCUCCGCAGUUAUUGGAAUAAUCAUUAAGAAAACUGGCCGCUAUAAGGAAGCCGUUCUCAUUGGUAUGGGCGUCAUGACUCUCGGAUUCGGACUCUUCAUCGAUCUCAAACCAUACGCAAGCUGGCCACGUAUUAUUCUCUACCAACUCAUCGCCGGAGCCGGCGUUGGCCCCAACUUCCAAGCUCCUCUCAUCGCUCUUCAAGCAAACAUCCACGUCUCUGAUAUGGCAGUAGCCACCGCAACUUUUGGCUUUGUCCGCCAACUCGCUUCUGCUAUCGGCAUUGUCCUCGGAGGCGUUAUCUACCAAAACGUUCUCACCCAGCAAUUACCAAAACUCGAGGCCGCUGUCGGACCCGCUACAGCUAAUAAAUUGGCACAUUCAUUCUCUGGCGGCGAUAAAGCCAUUAUCCAGUCACUGCCCCCCGAUCAACAGGCUGUUGUUAAGUCAGCAUUUACCUUUUCACUAAGCCGUGCUUGGAUCUUUUAUACCGCUGUCGCUGGCGUGGGAUUUUUGAUCAGUUUCUUCCUCCGACGUAUCGAAUUGAAUCGAUCGCAUGCAGUUGCAAAGACCGGUUUGGAAGAACAGGAGAGGGCAAGACAGGAGCAUCUCGCCGCUAAGAAAGCUGCGAAGGAGUCCAAAUCUGCGGUUUAGUCCUUUUUUCUUCUCGUUUUUUGCAUCUUAUUUAUUCAACUUAUUCAACAUAUACUACUAAUUACGUUCUUCAACAAAAGUUUUGGAUAGUCCAAGGGAUGGAUAACCAUAGACUCGACAUUAUACCCUCUGCAUAGCAAAAUCUGUUACAUUUCGUUCGGUCGUAUACCAUUUUUCGUACAAAAUCGUUUCUCAUGCAUUUAUCUAGAUUUUUCUCUUUUCUGGUCGUUCGAUGUGUAUAUUGUUCUUUCUAUUAUCAUGGAUCUUGUCUUACAUCCGUGGCUGCAGUACGGCUAGCUAUCUAUGUUUGUCAUGGUUAGAGCUGGGUACGGAUGAUGGUCCUGAUGAUUGUCUACACCAAGGACAAUGGUUGGGGUUCUUAUUUAUUCUGCCGCUUCAGAUAUAUUAACAAUAGAAGAAAUGAUAAAAAGGGCAUGGAUUUGA